This is a messenger RNA of Myiozetetes cayanensis, 4250 nucleotides long. It is a transcript of the gene TTPAL, whose product is annotated as alpha tocopherol transfer protein like. The record is from RefSeq and is a predicted model, not a curated record. Gene Ontology annotation, molecular function: phosphatidylinositol bisphosphate binding. The coding region runs from base 122 to 1141 and encodes 339 amino acids. NCBI's taxonomy places the organism in Eukaryota, Metazoa, Chordata, Aves, Passeriformes, Tyrannidae. Gene Ontology annotation, cellular component: membrane. The transcript has 5 exons.
GGCCGCGCCGUCAUUUCCCGGCGGCCGGAGCCGUUCCGGGGCGGCGGGGCCGGGACCGCGCUGCUGCUGCGGGAGCUGCGGGAGCUGCGGGAGCUGCGGGAGCUGCGAUUCCUGCUGCAUUAUGUCAGGAGACAGCGACUGCACCAGGACAAGUCCAUCAGCAGGGUCUCCAUCGGACAACGAGCUCUUGCCGGACCGCCCAAAGUAUGUUUGUUCACUGUCUCCUGAUCUCGUUACCAAAGCCCGGGAGGAGCUCCAGGAGAAGCCUGAAUGGAGGCUCCGUGACGUGCAGGCGCUCCGGGACAUGGUGUGCAAAGACUACCCCUCCCUGGGGACGUGCCUGGACGAUGCUUUCUUGCUGAGAUUCCUCAGAGCCAGGAAGUUCGAUUACGAUCGAGCGCUGCAGCUCCUGGUGAACUACCACACCUGCAGGAGGACCUGGCCCGAGGUGUUCAGUAACUUGAAGCCAUCUGCAAUAAAGCCUGUCCUGGAGUCAGGCUUUGUCACUGUGCUGCCUCAUCGGGACCCGGAGGGGCGUCACGUCGUCUGCAUCCGCCCAGACAGAUGGACACCCAGUAAUUAUCCGAUUACUGAGAACAUUCGUGCCAUAUACUUAACGUUAGAAAAACUCAUUCAGUCCGAAGAGACCCAGGUGAAUGGAAUUGUAAUCCUGGCAGACUACAAAGGAGUCAGCUUAUCUAAGGCGUCUCAUUUUGGUCCUUUUGUAGCCAAAAAAGUGAUUGGAAUUCUUCAGGAUGGAUUCCCCAUUCGAAUAAAGGCUGUUAACAUAAUAAAUGAGCCUCGUAUAUUCAAAGGCAUUUUUGCAAUCAUCAAGCCUUUUCUGAAGGAAAAGAUAGCAAACCGGUUUUUCCUUCACGGCUGCGAUCUGAACUCCCUCCACCAAAACAUCCCUCCGGCGAUCCUUCCCGAAGAGUACGGGGGCACUGCGGGCAAGCUGGACAUCUCGGCGUGGAACGAGCUGCUGCUGGCCUCUGAGGAGGACUUCCUGCACGACUUCUCACAGCUGCUCGUGCCCUGUGACAGCUCCCCCCGCGCCACGCUCGUGAGUGGGGACGCCGAGGACAAGCAGUGCGAUGAUUCUCUGCGGGGCAUGAAACCGCAGCUCUACUACUGCUACUGACACCCCAGGGCAGGGGGGCUGCCCAGCAGUUGGGGUCUGCUCUCGUAGGUGAUGUUGUGAACUCUGCCUUACUCCUAAACCUGCAGUUUAGGGACAGACUGCUGAGGCACUUUACACUGUAGAACCAAAGGAAGCUGGAGGGGGCACACUGGGGGCAGGGCAGAGUUCGGGGAGAAUAAAAGCAAAGAGCACAAGUUACGUAGAAGACUUGAGGCUCAUCAACCUCUGUGUGAACGAUGCAAAUGGCCUAUUCUUUCUUAUGAUAAAGGGAAAAAAAAAUAUUGCAGGAUCAUAAGCUUGAUAUUUUCUUAUCCCCUCCUCACACAGGUGAAAAGUGGCAAUGAUGAUUUACUAACUUUGUGAUCAUCUGUUCCCUUCCCCUUCUGCAAACACCAGUAAUCUAAGAAAAGAAAGGGGCUUGUGAACCCUUCAAAAUACAGUUCUGUAGUGAAGAUUGCAUAAACCCGUAAAAGUCUUAACUUGGCCUGUCCUUUGUCACGUGGUUCAGAUUGUGAGUUGGCAUUUCUGAACUGUCUCAGUGAAUAUUUGGCUCAAAUUAGUACAGAACAAAACUUAUUCACGAAUACCCAUAUGGAGAACAUCUCUCAAACUUCCCCACAGUAGGAAGAACUGUGACUGAUGGAUUAACUACUGCAACAUCUAUCCCAUGUUUGCACAACAGCUGCAAUCUUCACUUUCAGAAAACAGCAAGUUUUUCAGAUAAGUACUUUUGACUAGACAACAGCUUCAAAUGAGGUUCAGGGCCAAAUAAAAAAAAAGCUGUGUCAGGCACCUUCCCACAUUGUCAAUUCUUUUCUGGUUGUGAUGAGGAAUUGGGUUAGUACCUCAUACCCAGAAUUCAUGAGGAGGCUUUGUAGCAGUUGGCAUGUGAUGUAUAGAAGGCAAUACUUCAUUGUAAGACAGCAAGGUGCUGCUUUAGCUUGUUACUUUGGGCUGAAUUUGAGUUUAAGUCUGUGAAACCAAAUGCAGACGGGCUUUUUAAAAGCACAUUCCUGAAUUUCCUGAUAUUGUAGCAUUUUGUUCACUGUGCUUGUUGGCUCUUCUGUGAAAUGUUACAAGGUUUGUUUUUAAACUGUGUUAACCUCUUUUGUCUUUGGUUGUCAUGUUCCUGUAUGGAGUUAGACUUGACUCAUCUCUGUGAUAUUUACUCAUAGCUUGUAUGCCUGUGCUUCUAGGUCUUUGUCUAGAGACAGAACUAAGGCUCCAGUGUCAAACCAGGGUAAGAUACUGAUGUCCAGAUAAGCUGUUCCCACUCCCCAAGCUCCUUUUGUUUAAUGGUCUUGAGUUAGAACUUAACUCUCAGCACACUCUUUGCACACGUUUUUCUGCACUAUAAUGGUGUGGAGAUGGGAACCUCACUAGGACCAGGAGAGCACACCCUGUCACUUCAAGGUGAAAUAUUUCACUAUUUGGUGGAAAAGAAUUCCCCUUCUAAUUGGGGAUUUACCCCUAGAGCACUUUCUCUCAAUGAAAUCUUUAUUUAGUGCCAAAUGGGAUUAUAGGCACCAGUUGUUACGUUUCUGUAAAUAUAAACCUAAAGCAUCUUGAGGAUCUCAGACAUUUGUUUUUCUAAGUGCCAAACUCUGUUUUGGAUGUUUUUCUUCCUCUCAGUCCCCUUACAGCAUGACUGCAUUGCCAAAAAGAGACAACUCUACCACUGGCUUCCUGACCUGGCAGCAGAUCUUAUCCCUGAACAAGGGGCAGCAAAUGCCAUUCCCGUCAUCCAGGCAUUAUAAAAAGAGACUGGGUCUUGAAAAGGGGUAAAACUGUGAUGGUUUUUUUUCCUGGGUGGCAGUUCAGAAUUUGUGGAAGCAGAGGACUCAUCACAGGAAGAGUUUUAGAUUGAAGGUGGGAAGAGAUUAAUCUUCCUCGAUGGAAGCAUCUGAUUUUUCUUACCUUUAUAAGUAAAUUGUAACUCCUAUUUGGUAGCUGUUACCUUUAGUGUGGAGAUAAAAAAACAAACUACCAUUUUCAUCUACUUGAAAUAAGGUGAAAGAGUACUGCUAGCCACCUCCUCCUUUGUGACCAGAAUGUGCUGUGUGUUGUGCAGAGAUUAAAUCAGAUUUUUACCACAUAGCAAGGCAGGAACACCACAGGAUUUAGGGCGGGUCAGUGGCUGCCCACACUGCUGAACUGCCAGAACAGAGAGGUUGGUGGUUUUUUGUUGUUCUAGUGCCUCUUAAUUCCAGUCACAGUGUAAAACUAAAAAAAAAAUAAAUAGGAUGGACCAUUUCUCCUAGAGGUGAAGGCCUGACAGUCUUUCCUUAAUCCUGCUGCAGGGCUGGAAGUGUUGGUGUUUGGACAGUUAACUGGAGGAACAGCUACUUUGAGUCCCUUAUGUAACUACUGGAGAGGGAGUUGGAAUACUCAAAAUACAGUGUCCUUCAAAAAGAAAGAAAUCUCGUGGUGUUCAGCAGAAGGCUGAGGAACCUCUACAAAACCCACCCCCUUUUCCAGGCUUCUGUAUCCUCCUGCAAGCCUUAAACAGCAGGCAGCCUAGAUCCACCUCACCCUCUUCUCUCCUCUGCUCACGGAGAAACUAAGAAUAAAGAACAUGAUUUAACCACAGUAGAUAACCAGGUUUCUUGCUUGGGGUUUGUUGGGUUUUUUUCUUACAGCACUACAACCAACCUGUUCUUUUUCCCACCUGAAAUAACUUUGUUUCCAGAGGUUACACGCCUUGCCCAGUACAUGAACCAUCCCUGCCAAAUCCAACACGUCAUAAGGGAAGAUACUGGAACUCCAUUGGCAUUAGGUGGGACAAAAGGUAGCUGCAAACUGUACAUUAGUAAAGUACUUGAAUUUAUACUCUUGUAAACGGGUGUUAUGAGCCCUGAGGUAUUUUCAGGAACUGGCUUAAGUAUUGUUUCUGUUAAAUCUCAUUUUGGCAUGAGUUAAAUCAUAGUGUUCCUCAAACUAGUAAUUUUGCCUUCUGUUGUACGUGGGCCUAGAGGUGUUGGGUGGUUAAGUGUACAUCUUAUUUUGACAAAAUUUAUUUUUAUAUUGCAUUUUAUAAAAUGAAGUCGUCAAAAAUGUGUAAUUUUAUGAUGCAUGACUGGGUAAUUAAACACAUUGUAACAGCUGCUAA